AUGGGAGGACAGCAGCAAGCACCAGAGGGACCGGCGAAUGGAUCCACAGCUCAGGUCAAGUCAUCUUCUGACUCGAAUACCCAACGAGGAUCGUCCCAUCGCUCCCCUGUUGCCAUCGAUCACAUCAUGGGACAUGUCCCGACGCAUCUUCGUGCCUCUAAUGGACUGCCCUUCUUCACCAUCGAAAGUCGGCAGUGGAUGGAGUCGCGCACCGGUCAGACCAUUGAUUUCGAUCGCCUGUCUUUAAACAGUGCGCGAAGACAUAGCCAAUCGGUGGGCGGCUUGGCGACUACAAGGGAGUACUUCCAGACCCAUCAUCAUCCUGACCUACCGGAUAGGAGCAAGGUACUGUUGGUAUUCCAGUUCUUCAGACGUACCUGGCUGCAUCGCUUUUUCCCUCUGCUCCACCCAGACCUAUUUCAUUACACCAUGGAGGCGGCAUACGAGAAUAAAGCAUCGGAUGCCUCACCUGAUCCUUCCACGGCUAAAGCCUGUAUUUUUGCUUUCAUGGCAUUCAUAAAUUCUUGGCCCUUCGAUCAAGCCCUGCCCGACAAUAAUAAUAUUCAAGAGUAUGGUCACCAAGCGCAGUAUCUUCUGUCAGAGUCUUUGGAUGGAGCGGCCACUAUAGAUGGAAUCCAAGCAUUGCUGAUGCUCUCUCUUUUUCGACUGCAUCGUUUUAGUGCCCCCCAUUCAGUCGACUCGCUCUUCCAGGCCUCGGUCCGCCACAUUUUCACCCUUGGGGGCCAUCUACAUCGGCACGUUCAGAAAUCACCCACCGUCUUCAACUUACACUGUCGAUUCCUUUUCUGGUUAGCCUACCUCUGCGACAGGGAACUCUCUCUCAGGACCGGCCGCCCCCCAGCAAUUUGCGACGAUUACUGUGACCUCACUCUCCCAGAUGAAGACGAACUCGCCAUGGAAUUUGGCUACCACGACCACCAAACCCCAGCGAAUCUUAAUCUUGCACUUUUCUUCCCCACAGACAUCAGGCUCAGCCUUGUUCAAUCCCAGAUCACUAGGAAGCUGUACUCUCCUCAAGCCGCACUAGCCUCUGAUGCGGAGUUGUUGAAGACCGUUCGAGAGCUGGAUGAUGAGUUGAAUGAGUGGUAUCGCAGCCUGCAGCUGCCGAACAAUGACCAGGGAGUGGUGUUCACCCAGGAAGAGAUUUACCUGCGCUCGUGCUUGCUACAAUUGCAACACCAAUACUGCAUUGCUGCCAUUCAUCAGAUGAGUACGGGAUGCGCGGCAUGGAUAGCCGAUCCCAGCAGCCGAGCCUUGGGCAUCACUUUGAGCUUAGAGGUUGCGGCCAACGCGAGCCGCGCACUUCUGCGACAGUUUCUUGUCAUGCAAGAUGCAUUGGCACAGGAGGUGUUUUGGUAG
This is a messenger RNA of Aspergillus aculeatus ATCC 16872, 1380 nucleotides long. RefSeq names its product fungal specific transcription factor domain-containing protein. The transcript has 2 exons. The record is from RefSeq and is a predicted model, not a curated record. Lineage: Eukaryota; Fungi; Ascomycota; Eurotiomycetes; Eurotiales; Aspergillaceae. Gene Ontology annotation, biological process: DNA-templated transcription. Bases 1 to 1380 code for a protein of 459 amino acids. Gene Ontology annotation, molecular function: DNA binding; zinc ion binding.